Molecule: messenger RNA, 978 nt
Organism: Sordaria macrospora k-hell
Lineage: Eukaryota; Fungi; Ascomycota; Sordariomycetes; Sordariales; Sordariaceae
Biological process (GO): mRNA splicing, via spliceosome
Cellular component (GO): U2-type catalytic step 1 spliceosome
Source: RefSeq, a predicted model, not a curated record
AUGUCCGAACGCAAAGUCUUAACCAAAUACUACCCCCCGGACUUCGACCCCUCGCUCGUCGGGCGCUCUCGACAGCCCAAACAAACCGGGCCCAAAGUCCAAACCGUGCGCCUCAUGGCGCCCUUCUCCCUCCGCUGCUCCUCCUGCGGCGAGUACAUGUACAAAGGCCGCAAGUUCAACGCGCGUAAGGAGACGCCGGUAGACGAGCGUUACCUCAACAUCCAGAUCUACCGCUUCUACAUCCGGUGCACGCGCUGCAGCGCCGAGAUCGUGUUCCGCACCGACCCCAAGAACCAGGACUACGCCGUGGAGAAGGGCGCCAAGCGGAACACGGAACCGUGGCGCCGCGGGCUUGAGGGCGAGCUGGAGGAGACGGAUGAGCAGCGGCUGGACAGGAUAGAGAGGGAGAUGGCGGAUGAGAAUGGGGAGGUGGCUGCUGCCGAAGAAAGAAAUGCGAUGGCGGAGCUGGAGCAGAAGACGGCGGACGCGAAGAGGGAGAUGGCGGUUGCGGAUGCGUUGGAUGAGAUUAGGAGUCGGAAUGCCAGGCUCGAAAAGGCGCAGAGGGAGAGCGGGGUGGAUAUUGAGAGUGUGCUGGGCGGGAGGGGGUUGAGCGAGGAGGAGGAACGAAGGAGGAGGGAGGAGGAGGAGGAUGCGGAGGCGGCGAGGAAGGCGUUUGAGUUUGCGAGACUGCAGCAGAAGCUGGAGGAAGGGCCGGCGGAGGUGGAAGUGUUGGGUCUUCCGGGUGUACCUGGGGCUGUGACAAAUGGGGAGGGCUCGUCGGGUUCUUCCUCGAGUACGACUGCUGCUGCUGGCCCCUCAACAACCGCGGCGUCGGCAGCGGCGGCGGCGGCAACGGUCUCGAACCCGACAACCGCGGCUGCAACUGAUAUGCCCCCUCCCAGUUUCAAGCGACAGGUCAAGAAAAAGAAGGAUCACUCGGCCUUGCUUGGUAUCAAAAAGAAGCAACCCCUGGUCUAG